Molecule: messenger RNA, 3259 nt
Organism: Dermacentor albipictus
Lineage: Eukaryota; Metazoa; Arthropoda; Arachnida; Ixodida; Ixodidae
Biological process (GO): proteasome-mediated ubiquitin-dependent protein catabolic process; protein polyubiquitination
Molecular function (GO): ubiquitin protein ligase activity; protein binding
Source: RefSeq, a predicted model, not a curated record
GACCAUGGGAGCAGUCACGUGAAUCAUCCCGGCGCAUAGCGGCGCGCUUGUUGUUUUGGAAUGCGGCCAACGCUAGCACGCAUGUAGCGUCGGAACGAUCGUGUUCAUAAGCUUUCCGACGGUCUAAAAUAACCUUUGGGACUUCUAGAAAUGUGAUCUGAUGAAAUUGAAAAUUGAAGUGGCGUAUACAGCGCGUCGCGGACUCUCGCGUCUGCUUGUGUGGCAACUGACGCCGGCGUUUUGCCUAACGUAGUGCACGCCUCUGAACGGUCUCAACCUCAAGCCUACUAGCUGUCUCAAAUUGUUAUUCUCAUCAAAAGAUGGCCGAAGGGAACGUUAACCACCACAGCGCGGAGGGCCACCAUAGAAUGAUAGAAGUUGAGAAAAUGAUUGCAGCGCUUGACCUGUGUUCUGUCGGAGGUUGCUCGGGGGAAGAGAUGCACGCCACCGUGCAAAACCUCCGUAAAAUGAUAGAAGCGGAGAAAGUAGAAGCCGUGGCUCAGAUAGAUAAAGAGCUCUUCCGGUUGCGUGACGAGCUUGUUCGCAAAGUUGAAAGUGCGUACAAGCACAAGCAAAAUUUUUUGAGCCAUAUAGACGAGCAAAUACAGCUCAAGAGACAAGUAAUCGAUCCUGUUAAGUUCUUCCGGUCUGACGCCGUGCGUUCCCUGCUGACCUUGGAACUGAGGUGCGUGGAGGGCUUCAGGUGCGAGUCCUUUGCUUACAUCCGCGCCUGUACCGUCUUACCGCAAAGGAUGCGCUUCAUCGACAAUUAUGAAAAACAUAAGUACCAUGUCGGUAGCAGUGUCAUGAUGUACUACAUGUCUUCCAUGGGCUAUGACCCUGAGCUUAUUCACUAUGCCAAAGCUUCCGCUAAUCAUGAAGGAGGCAACGAAGAGGUAAAAGUAUCAAAUACCGAUCUUCUGAAUGGCAUGUACCUUUUGGAGUUUGUUGCUGUUAGGGAAGGAACCUAUGACGUCCAUGUGACACUGUUUGACCAGCACAUUAAUGGAAGUCCCCACAAAAUAACUGUUCAAGGUGCAGUGGCACAUAAGGGACCGCAUGAACUUGAAUCUGCAGACACCGGAACGCAAAACCUAAGCACGGUACCUGGCGGCACUGCUGCAGCAGGGGUUAUGGAUAUUGGCAGUGCCAGUGUGUCAAAUGCCACAGGUCAGAUGGCUAUACCUGUUGUUACAACAGAAUUUCAGAGGCCAGUUGUUGCUCCUGAAGGGCAUUGCAAAGAGCUUGUCACGACAAAUACAAAUGAUCUGCUCAGUGACCUUCAGCAGCCAUUUGUAAAAAGCUUAUUAUCGUCAAUGGUAGAACCGAGCCUCUCUGACCCUCCUGGCAAGAGUUCAGAACCACCACCAAAAGAUGCUCUCAGCAAGUUCUUCUCACACAUUGAGCUCCCUCGUCAACAGACAACUGUUACAAAGCAUGAACCAUUGAGGGGUCAGAAAAGUGCUAUAAGUGGAUCAUCACUGGGUUCGUCAAGCUACAGCAGCCUGCAUUCUUCCAAACCUCUACAACCUGUCAGUCUCAACGUACAAUCCGUGGACAUCACCAAAGGGAAAAACACUGCCUUCACUGCUUCAUCUCUGCCUAAUAGCAAGCCUGGUGCAGCAGCUCCACUAACCGAUGGUGGAAAAAGCAUGGGAGACCCCUUGAAGCCAACCUAUGUUGUAACAACCGUUGCUCCCGACUCGUCGACAAAGGGCUCAUCUGCUAGCAAAAAGGUGUCUCUAACUUCAACUCUCAAGAAAGAGCCUGUUGGUUUUUCAGGAACCAUCACUGCAAAGCUGACUCUGGAAUUCGAAUCCUACAAGAACACUAAGUUUGCAUUUCCAAUAGGUGUGACAGCUACACCAUCCGGAAAUAUAAUCAUUGCUGACACUUCCCAGAACAGAGUUGUGACAUUUGACCCUGAAGGAAGGCCUCUUCACAAAGCCAUCUUUUCUGGCUCGUCAGAGUCUUUCCGCCGACCAUCGGCAGUUGUGGCUCUCAAGGACGAAUCGUAUGCUGUGAAGGACGAUUUCUGCAUCUACGUAUUCUCCAAGAAUGGCGAGUUCAUCCGUACACUAGGAAAGAACAGCCUGUGCAAGCCCUAUGGUCUGGCGAUUCAAGGGGAGGAGAAUUUGUUCACCCUCUCUCUUGGCGAUGCUGUGCCAACAUUGCGGUGCUUCAGUGCAUCAGGGAACUUUGAGCAAUGCAUGGUGUAUGGGCCGCUUGUGCCAUCGCCACCUGCUGGCUCCAAAUGCCGCUUCAUGGAUGUGCACGAGGGCCACAUCUUUGUCUCUGACCUAGGUUUGAGCUGCAUGUACAAGACCGAUAUGAGAGGGGUGCUGGUGUCUACUUUCGGCACCAAGGGCAAGGACCGGGGCCAGAUAUUCGAGCCAUCUGGUGUGAGUGCUACGGAACGCUGCAUUUUUAUUGGAGACAGCAAGAACAACCGUGUGCAGGCAUUUGAUGCCAAUGGAAAGUUCAUCACAGUGGUGAAGAUGGCCUCGGGGAUCAUCAGACCUUCAGGGAUUCAUGUGUCUGACAAGGACAGACUUUACGUCUUAAAUUACUUGCAUGGUGCGGUUGGUGUGUACAACCUUCAGUUUAAUGAGUUUACAUCCUAAUGGGGAGAGAUGCGAAGCAUCUGCCCCCUCAGCUAGACUAGCUGUUUUCCGAUAUUUCUUUUUUUUAAGAGGUGAAAAAAAGAUUAGCAGCUUUAAAACCAAAUGUAGUGCACUGAAAUAAGGCUGGUGUUCCGCACUCUAAAUGUUUGUUGUUUUAAUAGGAAAUUUCUUUAAAUGUUAUUUGUUAUAUAGCCGUGUUAGCUUUGCCCUAAAUGUGUGAUCAUGCAGUGCCUUGUUUGUAAUGUGUUGCAGUUUGAAGUGGUACUUGUGAUAUAAUUGUGCAAGUUUUGUUGUAACUGUCUGACCGGUGCCUUGUGUGUAAUAUAUGUUAUGUGUUUGUGUGUAUUUGUUUUUCAGAAAACUAUGUGUUGCAUUGAAGUGACAGUUCUGAUAUAAUAGUGCAAGUUCUGUCCUAACUGUGUGACCGGUGCCUUGUGUGUAAUAUGUUAUGUUUUUGUGUGUAUUUAUUUUUCAGAAAAAAACUGUUAUAAUUUAUGUGCAUUGAGAGAAUGCCAUCUGGGCUUUUUUUUCCCUUACAUUUUCUCUCUCAAGGUAGCCACAUCAGUUUAGUCAAGUUCAUCAUCAUGUGUUCUCUAUUUCUACUUUACUGAAAAAUAAAAUAGUCAGAAAGUGAA